Molecule: messenger RNA, 363 nt
Organism: Phytophthora megakarya
Lineage: Eukaryota; Oomycota; Peronosporomycetes; Peronosporales; Peronosporaceae
Source: the annotation of a GenBank genome assembly
AUGGCGGUGUUGCCGGAAGUACCUGUGGCGACGGCAAAUGUGAAGAUCGAAGACAUUCAACUAUGCGGAUCCGACGGUCAAGCUCCAGAAGAGGUCGAGCGACUCCGCCAAAAGAUCUGGAAAUUCCGACACCUCUUGAUCGGGAAGGGAAAUGCCCUUCCGCCGGCAGCUAGAGGCUUGGUGUGCGAUAUUGACGUCGGGGAAGCGAGACCCAUCGCCCUCAAGUGCCGUAAGUUGCGGAUCCAGUUCAGGGAGAAGCUAGCAGACUUGAUCAAGGGUCUAUUGUCCGCCAAGAUGAUCAACUAUUCCAGAUCACCGUGGGCUUCCCCCAUUGUGGUGAUCAUCAAGAAGAAUGGCCAUUAG